GCAUCGGCCUCCCCUACACGCUGCGUCAGUCAGUCAGUCCUGCUUGCUUGAGCCUGUGCGACAAGCCCAGAAGUGACUGCAUCGACAGAUAGGACGAGUGCAGAUCAAAACGGCCAGCAACGAUGAACUACUCACGCGCUAGAAGCAGAAAGAAUGUCAAGAAAGGGGUAUCCUUUACGUUGAUGGUGGUGGGUGCGAGUGGCACGGGAAGGACAACUUUUGUCAAUACCCUCUGCAACAAGCCUGUCCUGGACCACCAGUUUUGCGACAACCCAGAGGAUGCGCACUUGGAACCAACCAUCCAAAUCAAGUCACAGCAAGUGGAGCUGGACGAAGAAGGAGCGCGCAUUGGGCUGACGAUUGUCGACACACCCGGUUUUGGCGAUGCUAUUGAUAAUGAGCCAAGCUUUGCAGAAAUUGUGCAGUUCCUGGAGAAGCAGUACGACGAUAUUCUCGCUGAAGAAUCCCGUAUCAAGCGACGACCAGGUCUUCGAGACUCUCGCGUACAUGCCUGUCUCUACUUCAUCCAUCCAACAGGUCAUGGCUUGCGAGAGCUCGAUAUCGAAUGCAUGAAACGACUCUCUCCGCGCGUCAAUGUCAUUCCUGUUAUUGGCAAAGCAGACUCUCUGACACCUGCUGAACUUGCUGAAUCCAAAAAGUUGAUUAUGGAGGACAUUGAUCACUACAAGAUCCCCAUCUACAACUUCCCUUAUGAUAUUGAAGAGGAUGACGAGGAUACAGUUGAGGAGAAUGCAGAACUACGUGGAUUACUUCCCUUUGCAAUCGUUGGGAGUGAGGAUGUGGUUGAGGUGGAUGGGAAACGGAUUCGAGCUCGCGUGUAUCCUUGGGGCUACAUCAACGUCGAUGAUCCACGACACUCUGACUUCCAAUCCCUGCGUUCUGCACUCUUGCAAACCCACUUGUCGGAUCUCAAGGAAAUCACACAAGACUUCCUGUAUGAGAAUUACCGUACAGAGAGUCUGUCUCGUGGUGUGAGUGGUCAAAAUGGUCAAGACUCCGUGGCACCUGAGGAGAUGGCGUCUCAAGCAGUUCGCAUCAAGGAAGAGCAUUUACGUCGUGAGGAGGAGAAGUUGCGGGACAUUGAAAUCAAGGUGCAGCGAGAAAUCAGUGAGAAGCGGCAGCAGUUGUUGGCCAAGGAAGAAGCACUCAAGUCCCUGGAGGCACGCUUGGCACAGAGUGGAUCGAAUGGUGAUUUGGCAAGUGUUCAACCUUCUUCACCUGCUCCAGUCAAUUCUCCUUGAGGACCUUCCCCUUUAGACCUUUCCUUCAUCUUUCCGUACGCUUUACUGCCUCCCUUAACGACGAGUAAUCGAUUCUUUUCAUACACUUGGUUGACUACAACGAAAUUGACCUGUAAAUAACUAUGAACUAGUAUAGAUGGCUCUGCUCGACAUCAUCAUCAUUCUCAGCAAGCAACUGCUUAUCAUCCCUCGACGUCUGCCGCAACCCAGUCGACAACAAGAACCCAC
This is a messenger RNA of Protomyces lactucae-debilis, 1490 nucleotides long. Its product is annotated as Septin. Gene Ontology annotation, cellular component: cell division site; septin complex; microtubule cytoskeleton. Bases 123 to 1262 code for a protein of 379 amino acids. Gene Ontology annotation, biological process: cytoskeleton-dependent cytokinesis. Gene Ontology annotation, molecular function: GTPase activity; GTP binding; molecular adaptor activity. NCBI's taxonomy places the organism in Eukaryota, Fungi, Ascomycota, Taphrinomycetes, Taphrinales, Protomycetaceae. The record is from RefSeq and is a predicted model, not a curated record. The transcript is spliced from 3 exons.